Molecule: messenger RNA, 1101 nt
Organism: Orbilia oligospora ATCC 24927
Lineage: Eukaryota; Fungi; Ascomycota; Orbiliomycetes; Orbiliales; Orbiliaceae
Exons: 2
Coding region: 1-1101 (366 amino acids)
Source: RefSeq, a predicted model, not a curated record
AUGGGUUUCUCUGCAGGAACUCCUCCAGUACUGAACCUCAUAAUCUUAAUCCUAGUAUCAACGAUUUUGCAGGAGGCAGUGGCAAAACCUCUCGGGGCGGCCCAUGUCGAGUUAUCCCAUUCAGGGAAUCAGACACAACUAUUCAUGAACCGGACUACCCCAAUGAUUCCGCCUGCUGUUCAUCUCGAUGAGAAAAAACUGCAGAAUAAGUCUCGAAUAGAUGGCUUUCAAGAGAAAAGCCAAACUAUUAGUCGUAACGUUAACGAUUCCAUCACCCUGAAACCCGAUAAACGGACUGGAGGUUUCCAAGGGCCUAUCAACAUUCCAACGGGAUACUAUCUCGCUGAUAUGAUAGUGGACUGUGCGAGCCCCCAGGAGGUAUUGGAAAGGACGCCCGAGGAUUUUCGACGACUUGAUGCUGGGACUCGAUAUCUUCAACAAGGAUAUUUCUCGAGUUAUCCAAGAUGGCGCUUUCCCUCAAUCCAGCGGGCAAUAGAAUAUUUCUGGGAGCGGGCAGGAGAGUGCCAGGAGUGCAGCUGUGCCGCUGGAGAUGGGGCUCCAGACGCUCUAGAGGACGAAGACGCCGCAGUAUACGCAUUGAGGCCCGGAACCCUGGAAUCAAAAUGUCCUGAUUAUGGCGUUGCAGCUAGGUGCAUGCUUAUAUUUGGUUGCUGGUGUAAAGAAUUUUUAUUCUAUAAAGAUGACCCAGUUAAAGGUCAAAAAACAGGCAGGCUGCAUUUUGGCUAUACAAAAGGUAGAUACCUAAGAGGUCCAGCAGGUUCUCGACUAUCAGCGCUUGGAAAAGAGACGUACGGAGCCGGGGCAAUUUUCCCAAUGUCUUAUACCGAACCGCGCGAGGAAGGGGAAAUCUUCGAAGAUUUGCCAGGUGGACAGUCUGAAAAAUACUUUGUCCCUGGCACCAAAGAGCCAUACUACCUUGAAGGCCCAGAAAGCGACGCGGACAAGCUGGAUGCGUUUGGGCGCCCGUCGCUUAACUGGCUACAGAAUUUGCAGUUUCGGUCAAGCCAGUUUUCAAAGAGGAAAAGGGCCAUUGAGACGGAUGGUAGGGCUACUAUUGGCAAUUCAUCCCAAAUUCGAUAG